UCUCAUCCUAUCCCAUCACCGCCAUCUCCCGCCCUCCCACACAAACUCAUCCUCCGGCCACGAGCACCGCAUUACCCUCUCACACCCCGCAUAACCGAAUAGCUCUACCCGAUCCGGACUCCGCGCAGUGCAUUACCGCCCGCACCCCUCUCCCUCGAGGUCCUUAACUGAAACCGCGUGCCCCUGCCGACCGCGAGGGCGCACCCACACACCAAAACACAAAAUCUCGCCUUGGUUUGAGCAUACCUCCCAAGUGGAACCCGACUGUGUCACGCGGAGAUCUCCAGUCAACUAGGGCUGAGAAUUCGAAGAAAUACUCAUUGUCACUGCUGCUCUCAACAGUUGAACGAAAGAACGAACACGCGAAGCGUUGCUAACGACUCUGACGAACUUUGCACGCUUUUCUAAAAAUCAUGGCUACUGCUGCCCAGGCCGCUGCUCUGGGAUUGGAGCACUGGAAGGUGACUAUGCUUGGCGAUGGAGGGGUGGGGAAGACUGCGCUCGCAGUGCAGUUCACGCAAAAACAGUUCAUCGAGACCUACGACCCCACAAUCGAGGACUCGUACCGCAAGCAAGUGCUUGCGGACGGUAAGAUGAGCUUCCUGGAAAUAAUCGACACUGCCGGCCAAGAGGAUUACUCGACCCUUCGGGAGCAAUGGAUUCGUGAAGGACAAGGCUUCAUCCUCGUGUACAGCGUCACGAACCAGACAUCGUUCCAGAAUGUAGACCGGUUCCGGAAGACGAUGAUCUCCCUCCACCCCGAAAUCCCGGUGUUCCUCAUCAUCGGGAACAAGGCUGACGACGCCUAUCGGCGGGAGGUGUCGGCCGAACAAGGCCUGACAUACGCGAGACGGCAUAACUGCGAGUUCUUCGAAGCGAGUGCCAAGUCGGGGCAGAACGUUGAGAAACUGUUUAGCGAGGUCGUACGCCAGCUGAGGGCAAACAACCGGUCCCCCCAGCCACUCACGCCAAACUCUACUACGUCGACCAGCGGGCGCGGAAGCUCACGCACGAGCGCUUCGGGGUAUACGGCCCAUUCGAGCACAGUAGGAACAGCGACACCACUGACGGUGCCGAGCUCGGGAAGCCUGGGGCACCAGCAAACACCGCGUGGGUAUCCCGCGGCAUCGGGAGCAGGAGGGCUGGGAGCACCUCGAUCCCCUCCGCCCCCAUCGAGCGUCGGGAAGAUGUCUGCUCCCCCGGCGUUAGGACCCGGUAUGAGUGCGUCUGGGAGCACAAGAAACAGGGGAGGGUCGACCAGUCGUUCUGAGCCAGCGGCGUAUCCAAUCCCGGGAAGGGAUGUCCGAUCUCCCACUGCCGCAGGAGGGAUGCCCAUGAGCCCACCAGCACCGAAGAAGGGCGCCAGCAGCGCACCUGCACCAGCAGUCCGAGGAGGCACACGACUGCAAGUCAACACUUCCUUCAUCACUGGGAACGCCGCCAAAAGCUUCUUCUUCAAGACCGGCUCUGCCGGUGGAGCAAGAGGAAAGCAGAAAGAGAAAGAGAAAGAGGAAGAAAAGUCAAAGGGAGGAUGUGUCGUUAUGUGAGCUGUCGAUCUCUGCCUGGAAGGAAACAGUAUCAUGUCUAGCAUGUCUGGUCGAAUCACGCUCUGUUUACCUGGACUAUUCCGCUCUCUCGCUCUCGAUCCUCCCACCCUCAGAUACCCAGGGACGGACAAAACAUCCUUUUCCGACCCUUUCCUUUCCUUUUGGUGUACGUGCUGUCUCUCUUUGCACUCGCAAGCAUCCCUGUUUAUCCAUAUCAUCUCAUCCAUUUCGCUGCACACUACUCUUGCCCUCUUCAUUACCCGCGGCGUCAUACCUCCUGCCAGGUCGUUGUCGUUAUCACAUUGGGCGCUUUUCUUCCUCAGAUUGUACAACACCUUUCCCUCCCUCUUUUCGCAUCCGCAGCCCACAACCUUGUGGACUUCCGCUUUGCCCUUUGCCCGUUGUAUGAUCUACCUCUCCUCCCCUCCCUUCCUUCGUCGCCUCAUCCGCUUCGUUCACUU
Dacryopinax primogenitus is the source of this 2008-nucleotide messenger RNA. RefSeq names its product ras-domain-containing protein. Bases 414 to 1547 code for a protein of 377 amino acids. The record is from RefSeq and is a predicted model, not a curated record. Lineage: Eukaryota; Fungi; Basidiomycota; Dacrymycetes; Dacrymycetales; Dacrymycetaceae. Gene Ontology annotation, cellular component: plasma membrane. The transcript has 6 exons. Gene Ontology annotation, biological process: signal transduction. Gene Ontology annotation, molecular function: GTPase activity; GTP binding; GDP binding.